Molecule: messenger RNA, 2623 nt
Organism: Sycon ciliatum
Lineage: Eukaryota; Metazoa; Porifera; Calcarea; Leucosolenida; Sycettidae
Product: small RNA 2'-O-methyltransferase-like
Exons: 1
Coding region: 449-2056 (535 amino acids)
Biological process (GO): piRNA processing; siRNA processing; RNA methylation
Cellular component (GO): cytoplasm; nucleus
Molecular function (GO): RNA methyltransferase activity; O-methyltransferase activity
Source: RefSeq, a predicted model, not a curated record
CGCGUGUACUCACAAACAUUCAAAAAUUUUCAUUCGAAUGUUUUCAAAUUAAUUUAUACAGCAAAGAAGGUUUCUUGCUGUAUUGGCAAUUGUUCGGUCAUUGUCGUAAAACAGUUAGGCUCUCGAUCUCAGUUCUUGCACGUUCUUCGUCUUGCUGGAGACUCAGCGGGGAGCAGCUUUUUCCGUGACUCUAGUCUGUAGACAAAACGAUUAGGUAAGGAGCAGCUCUCUAACCUGCACCAGACGAUCAAGUACCAACGACGAACGUAGAAAUUUAUUUUCACUUGAGAACGACGAGCCAGUCGGUUUCUGUGGAAGCGAAGAUUCGUAGAUGUGCCUGCCUAGGAACUGGUGGGUAUAGAGGAGCGGACAUCUUCAGCAAGGCGAAGUGUCAGAACUUCACAGAAGAUCUAUACUGGCCUGUGUCACGCAGCCAGGAACUGGAGUGAUGGUUUCUGUGGCAGAGGAUGGAGAGACGAUACUGGAGUCCAAAGAGAGGUUGUUCGCCAGCUCUUUACCUGUGUAUCAGCAGCGAUACAACGCCGUGACCGAUUACGUGAACCAGACUGGCGCACGCCGUGUGGUAGACAUAGGCUGCGCCGAGGGCUCGCUUAUGGUCAACGUGAAGGAGCUGUGCCCUUGCGUGCAGGAGCUGAGCGGAGUGGAUCUGGAUGGAAGCCUGGUGGACCGGAGCCGGGAGAGAUUCCGGCCGCUGGCCUACGCGUACAUGCACCGGCGCACAGAUCCGCUGGAGAUUGGCGGCUACUGCGGCUCGAUCUCAACACCGGACAGGAGAUUUGUGGACGUCGACUUGAUCAGUAUGGUGGAGAUCAUUGAGCACUUGUACGACGACACCCUGGCACGAGUACCCGAGGCGAUAUUCGGCCGCCUGCGCCCUCGAGCCGCUAUCGUCACCACGCCAAACUCCGAUUUCAACGUCCUCUUUCCGGACAUGGGCAUCGGGGCGGACGGCCAGCCACGCUUCCGACACUGGGACCACAAGUUUGAGUGGUCGCGUGCCGAGUUCGAAACCUGGGCCACCGGCGUGGCGAGUACCUACGGCUAUGGAGUGAGGUUCAGUGGUGUGGGUGCUGGUUUGCCGGGAACAGAGCACCUCGGCUGCUGCUCGCAGAUGGCCACAUUUGAACGCAUCACCGACGAGGUUGAGUUUGCCGCGCACGCUCCUACAGCGGAUGACGACGACGACGCAGCCAGUGCGGUGCCGGCACAAGCGGAGUUUGGUGAGUUUGAGCAGCGCUGGUCCGUGUCGUGGCCGUAUACACCGCGGCCCAAUCAGAUAUACACGGCCGUGUCGGCGAAAGCGUAUCGCCUCGGCCGCGAGGCGCACGAUAUACGCGAGGGACUGGAUCAAGGCGAGAGUUGUGACUACUACGGUGGCGAGGAGGAGAGCGUCUCCUGCAGUCACGGCGACAUCACGCCCAUUCUUCUCGACAACGUCGACCCUGACUUGCCAUGCGACUGCGGAUACGAGGCGAGUAUGUCCGCCAGUUCAUGUGCAUUUGAUGCAGACAGUGUUGGUGGUAAUGUCGAUCUGCAGCUCGGCGCCCCAGGUCCGUCGGCCACUGUAGAACCGCCGUCAUCGUCAUCAUCGGAACAGAAGGACACUGUCCGUCGCUGCGUACCUCACGUCUGCCUGAACCGCAUCAGCGCCUGGGAUAUUCCACUGCACUGCUUCCAGGCGUGUCUCACCUACGACCUUUCUCGCCUGGAGUGCCGCAUAGAUGACGUCUUGGAAGUGCUGGAGCAUCCGCCAGUGACGCCGUCAGCAAAUCCGGCCACCAUUGUUCUAUCCUACACGCCGCCCGUCCUCUCUGCCGAUCGGAAGUCCGUGAUCUAUCCCAAUGUCCUGCUAAGGAACAGUGCGGAUGAGGAAAGUGACGGCUCUCUUGCCAGUCAUGGCGCGGACAACAGUGGCGAACCGGCGGACGACUUUGAAGGCACGUGGGGCGGUGAAUUUUACUCGUACUCGUCGGACUGGUGCGACGAUGGCGAGGCCGCUGGUACCGAGACUACGGAGACGACUGCGCCUACCUAGAUAUCUCAGCGUUCAAGUCCGCUCGGUGACCUGAAACGAGGCAACGCCACCCGGACCGAAUUAGCGGCCUUGUGAAGUCUACCCGCUAGAAGGCACUUUGACCGUGCCAGAACAAGUCAUUACGAAUAUCGAGAAAAGGACGGUCCACACCGAGCACCGAGUUCUGCCAGAAAAACCUGGGGCUCGGUUCGUUCCUAUAUCACCUCUGAUACCACCGUGUGCAGUGCGUACCAUGUAUACUGCGGGGAACGGCCGCUCUCUGCUGUGUGACACCCCAGCUGCCGCUGGUGGCGAAACGCUCGUCUCUUGCGUGGACGUCUGUGGCGGCGAGGUCCAGUGCACAAUCCCUAUCCAAGACGCGACAGUACUCCAACGCCAGCACCAUCAUUUUUUUAUCCUUUUCUAUUUGGCCGCUCCUGGAGCUUAGUUUUCAGUAUUCUCUGCUUACCUUUCCCGUUCCUGUUUCCGCGUGUCAGUGUUGGUGUCCGUAGUGUACCACUGCAAGGCCCGUGGCCAGAUAUACUGGGAGAUCUACCCGUCAAUCAUAUACGUGUACGCCCGCCCCCC